This is a messenger RNA of Aureobasidium melanogenum CBS 110374, 1227 nucleotides long. RefSeq lists its product as uncharacterized. NCBI's taxonomy places the organism in Eukaryota, Fungi, Ascomycota, Dothideomycetes, Dothideales, Saccotheciaceae. The annotation marks the transcript as partial. The transcript is spliced from 3 exons. The record is from RefSeq and is a predicted model, not a curated record.
UACCCUCCUCAGCCUCAGCAAGGUGGCUACCCCGGACAGCAGCCCGGAGGUCCUCAGGGCGGCUACGGUGCCCCUCCUUCGCAGCCCGCCGGCCCUGCUGAAAUCCAGGCAUACAAGCAGUCGCUCCAGCAAACUAUCCAGGAAAAGGGUCUCCAGGCUUUCUAUCCCCCUAACUCGCCCAUGCUCGACCAGAUCGCCAACAAGGCAUCCAUGCAAGUCGACCGCCUGUGUCAGCAGUGGCGUAUCAACAAGGAGAUCGGCAACGACAUUGUCAAGCUGGCCUUGUACGAUGUUGUCCUCUACAUUGACGACAGUGGCUCAAUGAAGUUUGAGGAGAACGGCGAGCGCAUCAAGGAUCUUCAGCUUAUCCUUGAGCGUGUCGCAACCGCUGCUACUCUCUUCGAUGACGAUGGCAUCUCUGUUCGCUUCAUGAACGACAACCCUCCCCAGCACAUGGUCGAGCACAUUAAGACUGAGCAACAGAUCUCUCAACUCGUGUCUGGCCACAAGUUCAGCGGUCUUACCCCUAUGGGUACCGAACUCCGCAAGAAGGUUGUUGAUGGUAUUAUUACACCCGCCAUCCGUAGCAGACAGAUGCGCAAGCCCAUUUUGGUUAUUACCAUCACGGAUGGCCAGCCCGCAGGAGAGCCUACUACUGCCGUCUUCGACACUGUUCGCUAUGCCGUCCAGGAGGCUAGCAACUCGCAAUACGGCCGUGGAGCUGUCGCCUUCCAGUUUGCCCAGGUUGGAAACGACGAGAAGGCUCGCGAGUUCCUUGGCAAGCUCGAUGACGACCCCGUCGUUGGACAGAUGGUCGACUGUACUUCCAACUUCGAGAACGAGUCGGCCGAGAUGGCACGCGCUAACCCCCCUGUCGAUCUCACUCCCGAUCUUUGGAUUCUCAAGCUGAUUCUCGGCGCAAUCGACCCCUCGUACGACACCAAGGACGAAAAGUCGAACCGCCCUCAGGGUGGACCUCCUGGAUACGGCGCUCCUCCUCCUCAGCAAGGUGGCUACGGUGGUCAAGGACAAUACCCUCCUCCUCCAGGCGCUCCUCAAGGCUAUGGCCAGCAACAAGGCGGUUACGGUCAACAGCAGGGCUACCCUCCUCAGCAGCAGGGUGGAUACGGAGCUCCACCUCAGCAACAGGGUGGCUACCCUCCUCAGCAAGGCGGCUAUGGCCAGCAGCAAGGCUAUGGAGCCCCUCCCCCGCCUCCUCGCUACUAA